Messenger RNA from Doryrhamphus excisus (bluestripe pipefish), 1272 nucleotides. RefSeq names its product nudix (nucleoside diphosphate linked moiety X)-type motif 13 (gene nudt13). Lineage: Eukaryota; Metazoa; Chordata; Actinopteri; Syngnathiformes; Syngnathidae. The record is from RefSeq and is a predicted model, not a curated record. Gene Ontology annotation, molecular function: hydrolase activity.
GUUGAAUAUGGAAGACGAAGAAGAGUAUGAAGCGGAAGAAGUCGAAGAAUUGGAGGAGGGGGCGACCUCGUCGUGGUGAAGCUGUGGGAAUGUGAGGUGCUACAUUCUUCAACCAUGUUGAAACCUCUGAACUUCCUGUCCGCAUCAUCAUGUCUGAUGUUCUCCCGCCAUUCAAGCUUUGUCUCCAAGAUGAGGUACAUGAACAAACUGAAGCAGGACGACGAAGCGUGCGUCGACGCUCUUCUCAACGGUCGUCUUCUCCUCUUCCAUCGACUUGCCCCUCUGCUGCGGCGAAGCGAAGGAGGACGCUUCCGAAGCAGAAUGCUGCAAUGCUCAGAUGUACAAGCUGUUCUUCAGAAACUUGGCACCGACGUGUCGUUGGUGAAGGAAUCGUUUCUGAUCGGCUGUGAACAUCAGGCUCAGUUCUGCCUCGAUGUCGGUCAGCUGGAUCGGGUCUCAGUGGAGAACUUGUGUGAAGGAACGUUUGUUGACCUGAACAAGGCUUUUUUCCUCUUGUCCGGGGUGGAGGCGCCUCUAGUGGCCAAGGGUAAGGCUCUGCUGCAUUGGCAUCAGACCAACAAGUUUUGCGGCGCUACCGGUCAGCUGACCCGCCGCAACCAAGCAGGAAGUCAGAGAGUGUGCAGCAGCAGCGGAAGAGUCUCUUAUCCCGUGAUGUCGCCGGUGGUCAUCGUGCUCGUGUCCGACGGGAAACGUUGUUUGCUAGGCAGACAGCCGUCCUUCCCGCCGGGCUUGUACAGUGCCUUGGCUGGAUUCUGUGACAUGGGUGAGAACCUGGAGGAGGCGCUGUGCAGGGAGGUGGCAGAGGAGGUGGGUCUAGAAGUUCAGAACAUCUCUUAUAGCUCCUCACAGCACUGGCCCCACCCACACAGCUCCUUCAUGCUGGGCUGCCAUGCCUCUGUCAGUCCCGCCCACACUGAGCUGAGUGUGGACCACACGGAGCUGGAGGACGUGCGCUGGUUCAGCCUGGACCAACUCACCGCCGCCCUGCAGGUGAGGGCUCCGCCCCCCAAAGGCCAGCGUGGCGUUCUGUGGCUGCCACCCAAACACGCCAUCGGCCACCACCUCAUCAGCGAGUGGGUCGAGCGACAGCGGCGCCUUGAGGCGGGACAGGAAGUGGCUCCGGCUUAAUUUAGAAAUGUCCGUGUCUGAAGUCCAGUUAGAUUUGUUUAAAUAAAACAAAAUCUGAUGUUUUUAAUAUUUUGACUUUUAUUCUGAAAAUAACGACCAACAUAUGUCUCCUGAUCUUCAAAA